Molecule: messenger RNA, 485 nt
Organism: Hibiscus syriacus
Lineage: Eukaryota; Viridiplantae; Streptophyta; Magnoliopsida; Malvales; Malvaceae
Product: protein SUPPRESSOR OF QUENCHING 1, chloroplastic-like
Exons: 4
Coding region: 69-470 (133 amino acids)
Molecular function (GO): protein binding
Source: RefSeq, a predicted model, not a curated record
UGGAUUCAUGAAAAUUGUUGGACAACAAACCACUUCCACUGAACCUGGAAAAAGACAAUGAUCCUCGCAUGAUUACAUCUCCUCUAAAGUUUCCUGGCAAACUGGCAAUUGAUAUUCUUAACAACCGCCUCUUCAUUUCAGAUAGUAACCAUAACCGCAUAGAGGUAACUGAUCUAGAUGGUAACUUCAUCGUCCAAAUUAGAAGCACGGGAGAAGAGGGCCUAAGUGAUGGUUCCUUUGAUGAUGCUACAUUUAAUCGCCCUCAGGGUCUGGCUUACAAUGCAAAGAAGAAUCUUCUUUAUGUUGCCGAUACUGAAAAUCAUGCUUUAAGGGAAAUUGAUUUUGUUAGUGAGAAGGUUCGAACUCUUGCUGGAAAUGGAACGAAAGGUUCUGAUUACACAGGAGGUGGAACAGGAAACUCUCAGGCAAGACUACAACACCUUGACCUUCCAAACUUCAAACUUGAUUAAUAUAAUUCAUUGGCU